This is a messenger RNA of Brassicogethes aeneus, 1498 nucleotides long. NCBI's taxonomy places the organism in Eukaryota, Metazoa, Arthropoda, Insecta, Coleoptera, Nitidulidae. The record is from the annotation of a GenBank genome assembly.
ACAUUCGAGUAAUAGUGCAAUCAAUCAAUUUUGAGACAGGGUUUUCUUUUCUGUUUAUAUUUUUGCACAAUAUUCACAAAUUUAUUAGCGUUUUGUGUUAUGUAUUGUAAAUUGUUUGUGUGGUAAAACCAAUAGAAAAAUGAAAGAAUUUAUAAAAAACCAUUGUAGACUUUGUAAGGAGGUGUUCUGUUGCGUGGACUGUCGAGAAAAGCAUGAACAAAUAGUGCACAAUAUAGAGCAUCCAUAUUGCGAUAUAUGCAUGUUUGGAAGGACUUAUAUAUUAAAGCCUUCCGAAAAAGUAUUAAAACACAUUAAAGAUUCGCACUGUCCGUUAAACUGUGUAGUUUGCAAAAAAGUAUAUACUACCAUUGAGGAACUUUUAAGUCACAAGAAAUGUGAAUUGCCUCCCCCUACUCCAAAUAAUCCUUUGAUAGAGGUAAGUCAGGACUAUGACUCUCCUCCUGUUACAGCUCUAAUAGCAAAUAAUAGAAUGUUAAACGUGUUUACCAAUGUUAUUUCAAGUACUCCAAUGCAGGAUAAUAAAUUAAAUAAAAUGCAAGACGGUUCAGUGAAUCAUUCAAGUGAUAUAAGUAAAAUUGAUAAUAAGAGCCCUGCCAUUAAGAUGGUUACUUUUUGUAUUACACCUAGUAUUGAGGAGAAGGAGGAGAAAACUAAUACAGAAAAGGCUGAAGAAAAUACGAAUGUUAGUACACCAGCUUCCACACCUGGAACAGAGUACUAUAGCAGCAUAGUAGAUUCGGAAGUUAAAGAAAACGAGGACAAUGAAACAUUGUGGGAAAGUGCCAUAAACACAACAGAAAUCAAUAUUUCCAUUAGCGACAGCAAGAUUUUUAAAGUAACUCCCAUUAUAGAUAAGUUUACUCCUAUAUCAAUGAACUUAAAAAAGCGAAAAAAGCAGAAUUUAUUUGAUGUGGACUCUCCAAAAAAUGAUGUUAUCCAGGAAGAACCUACUGAAGAGCAAAAUAUUUUCGCCAGUACUAAACUUGUAAUAUCCCAAAGUGAUUUGGAGAAUGAAAGUAAAAAACAGGAAGACCUAUCCGAAAUAAAAAACAUAUCCAAGGAUAAAGAUGGCUUGUGGUCUUCAAUGAGUCGGAUAGUGAAAAAUGUUGUCGGCUUAUCUCAGGAUUUUUGCAACGUUUCCCUGAAAAGAUCGCACUCUGAAAGCGAAGUCGGCAUCCACCACUCAAAUCCAGAGCCCAAAAGAUACAAGUUCAGCAUUAGAGGCAGAAAACCCAUACGGGACACGGGCAUACCUUUACGCGAACGGCUACACAGUUUUGAAGAUCGCGUUUUAAGGCAAAUCAGCGUUGAAGAUGUUGAAAAUAAUGUUUUUGUUAGACGUGACGCCAUUUCCACAGAGGAGAGGUUUUAUUUUAAUAAUAAGGUUUAUGUAGAUAAAGCUACCCAAACAGAUUAGUUUUUAUUUUUAAUAUUGUACAGAUUAGAUUAUAUUUUUAAUAUACAUUACUGAAAGUUA